Quercus lobata is the source of this 1996-nucleotide messenger RNA. Its product is annotated as CDT1-like protein a, chloroplastic. Gene Ontology annotation, molecular function: DNA binding; DNA polymerase binding. Lineage: Eukaryota; Viridiplantae; Streptophyta; Magnoliopsida; Fagales; Fagaceae. The record is from RefSeq and is a predicted model, not a curated record. Gene Ontology annotation, biological process: DNA replication preinitiation complex assembly; regulation of DNA-templated DNA replication initiation; mitotic cell cycle. The coding region runs from base 464 to 1774 and encodes 436 amino acids. The transcript is spliced from 7 exons. Gene Ontology annotation, cellular component: nucleus.
UCAGUUUACUCAUUGCUCCACACACACAAGAUUUUACCUUUUCUUCACUUUCCCCUUGCUCAUUCCACACACAAAUCACCUCUGUCUCUGGUUCUUGCAUAUAUAGAAGUCUCCUCCCUUUGAUCUCUCAGUCUUAUCUCUCUGCUCUCUCAUUCCCCUUUAUCAAGCUCUCUAUGAUCUCUCAGUCUCUCAUAUCUCUCAGCUACAGUGUUUUUGGUGAUUUUAAGCUCAGGAAAAAAAAACCCAAAGAGGUUUCCAUUCAUUUCCCUGGCAGCGGACAAGACUACUUAAGCUCACCCGCCUGACUCACUAGACCUACUUCCCAAACAGACCCGAAAGAAAUUGCGGGAAGCAACGGGCCAUUUAGGCGGGAAUCCAACGUGGCAACCAAGCACGCUUUCCCUCCAAAGCCUAACCUCGGUGUUCUGGUAGAAAUUAGGCUCUCUCUCUCGCUGUGUUACCAAUGGAGCCUUCAUCUUCAUCAAAAUCCAAAUCCAAGAAGCAGCCCACACGGCUCCCCCGCAACUGCUUGCGCAACCGCGUCGUCGCCCUCUCCGUCAAGGAAGCCAGAAAAGUCGCCGAAACCCUCCGCCCCAACUCCUCCGCCAGAAGGCAGAUCCAAUCCUCCUCAGAAAUCCCCGAGCCCCACAAGCUACCCGAAAAGUAUGAGAUUCUUGCUCAGUUUUUUGAUAGCUUGGUUAGUUCUAUUCGGUUGUUGCGGUUGAAGGGUUCCUCAUCCUCUUUUACCAAUAUUUGCCCCAAAAUUAAGUGUUUAACUGAUAGGAGGUUUACACACAGGCACUUGGCUCAAUUGAAGUUUAUUUUGCGCGGUGCAAUUGAGAUAAAGAGGGUACUUGUGUUCGAUGAGCGGACAAGCUGUAUGAAGCCGGAUCUCCAUGUUUCCAUCAACGUUGAUGCAGUGGAAAAUGAUGGGAAGUUGAAAUCUGAAAGCGGGAAUAUGCGUUUGAGGAAGGUGUUACGAUCGCUGCUUGCGGAUUUUUCUAAAUCCUGUCCUGAGGUGGAUGAAAUUCCAGAGGAACUGUUGCCUGAACCAUUCAAUCGUAAAAAGCUAGACAUCCAUUCGAACAUGAAAACACCCACCUCAUCAUUUCCUAUUAAGACAUCAACUGUUGCACUAACAGCACUGCAAUCAGCAGUAUCAGAAACCUGCAUUCGGGAUGAUGAAACUGCUGAAGGAACAGAACAAGAUCUGAAUUCAAACAUAAACAAUUCUCCCAAUGUGUCAUUUCCCCUUGGGACAUCAAUCGAAGCACAUAGAAAACAGCAACCAGUGGUAGCAUCACAUCUCUCUCGAUCUUUCUGCAAGCGCUUUUCACAGAAAGUCAUCAGCCAUGAAGUACAGAACUAUCCUCUAAACUUAUCAAUGACUGAUUUCCAAUCUUCAGUUCUUCCAGUUCCAGAAACUGCUAAUAUCCAUUCGACUCCUGCAGAAAAUGUUCUCACUCCAGCUGGGCUGAUGAAUGUCAUGCCCACAUUGUAUCCACCAAAGAGAUGUUAUAUGAGCCCAGAGGAUGAUUCCACUAGCCCACCAAACAAGUUAAUAAGGCGUCCAUCCUGUUCAAGAUCGUUAAAGUUUGACACUCCCAUAAAGAAUGGAAACGUUGGUGAUGAGAAUAUUUUGCCAUCAAUAAUAGAGAACGAGAGGAAGGCAGUAGAAGAGAGAAAUCUGGCGAUCUCACGGGCAAAACGGAGGCAACAAAUGAUUACUAGCCUGCCUAAGCUCUUCAUUAGCACCAAGAAGGAAAGUGGAUGAAUGAUUAUUGGAAUUUAUCAUGCUUCUCAAGUAAAUGAAUUUCAAAUUAUAGAAAAUUUAAGUACCACUCCUUGAACCUAACGCUGGAUUGAAACUCUUGGAUUUGAUGUUUGGCAAUAACUAGUAUUAUGUAUACCAAAAUUUUGGAUCACAAUGGUAUUAUUUGGCCCUAUUUAACUAUUUUAUAAAAUUACAGUACAAUGUUACCAAUCGGGUAAGUUA